Trypanosoma theileri is the source of this 954-nucleotide messenger RNA. RefSeq lists its product as uncharacterized. The record is from RefSeq and is a predicted model, not a curated record. Bases 1 to 954 code for a protein of 317 amino acids. The transcript has a single exon. Lineage: Eukaryota; Euglenozoa; Kinetoplastea; Trypanosomatida; Trypanosomatidae.
AUGAUACCACACCCCAAUUCUGUUUAUCAUCAUCGGCAUGGCCGUGAACUUCUUCCUCUGCUGUUACUUUUGCUUCUACUGGUAGUUUGGAAAGAAACAGUGGAAGUAUACGCCGUUAUUCCCGAUAACGAUAAGAUGCUAGUAAAUGUGUUUCCAAUGCCCUUUGCAUGUAUAUUAACUCAGUCCCCCACAAAUUUUUCUGUAGAUAUUUUUCUGCAAUCAUUACUGGACAUCCUUGUUACAUUACCCGGAAAUCAUUUUAGUGAUUUCACUCAAAUGGAGCUUCUGGAGUACUGUGCUUGGGGUAAUCUUACCCUAACCGGUGAUUCUUACUGCCGGAAUGGUGGUAAGGAUUUGGGGGAUGAGACAAAUUUCAAAUACACACUUGUGCGGUAUGGAGUGAUGGCGGAUGAUUUACAUAAAUUACAGCAACUCAACUACACACCAUUGGGUGUAGCAGUUGGACCCAUUUUACAACACUCUGAUCCUGCUUUAUAUGUGCCAGGUGAGAAUGAUCUUUCGUUUGGUGUGGUAGUGUUCUCAAACGAAACAGUUGUAACAAUUGUUUCUGUAUUUUUAUUAUGCAUCUUCAUUCCCCUUAUGUGUAUUAUAUUUAUUUGUCGACAUGUACAGAAUGUCCGAAAGGAGAAGGUGCGUGCGGAACUGGUACGACACGCAUUAUAUGAAUUGGCGAAUUCAGGACAUCAAGAACAGGAACAACAACAGGGGAAUACAGACAAUGUCAGUAGGAAUAAUCAAGAUGGGGAAAGAGUGGCUGGUAGAGAGAUGGAAAGAGAAAUGAAUGAGGUUCGAUGGGGAGGGAGAAAUAUACCACUUUCAGUAGCACGUACACCAUCGUACUGGCCAUCAUCUACCAACGCUGAAGAAAUCCAGCGGCAGCAGGGACGAGAAUGGUAUGAAAGAGAGCUGGCACCUAAACCCUCUCGGCAGUAG